CUGUAUAAACUUAAAACCAUUAUCGAAAUUGAAACAUUCACACAACAAUUGGAGUUUUGUUUAAAGAAACUAUCUAUCUCUCACUACAAAUGGCCAUGAUGCUUAUACUGGCUCUGACCUGAGGAAAUUGUAACCUUAAAUACAACUCACACUUUCAAAAAUCACACUUGUUCCUCUUUAGACUAUAUUAUGACGAAGGGAAGGGGAUUUCAAUUUCAUCUAUAACUUCAAACAAGUGUGUUUGUCUCUAUCUCUCUCCGUGGGGGUAGGAGUAGGUGAGGAAAGAAAUAUCAGUUUCAACACUGCAUGGACAACAUUUAGGUCUGUAUUUUCUGGUAGCUUAGGAUAUUUACCAAGUCUCUAGAACAGAGUUUCUCAACCGGGGUUCUGUGAGAGGUCACUAGGGGCUCUGCGAAAGAUUGUGAUAAAAUAAAAAUAAACAUUGUUCUUCAAACUUUGCGCAACUUGCGUGCAAGCAUUCACAGUGGUGGGCAGUGACUGAGCAGCUGUGUUAACAAUCUUUAGAUCGAGGUCGCUCAGCCUAGUAUGGCAGUGCGCAGUAGGACUGUAUUUAUUUGUUGAGUUCAUUCUCAGUUUUUGACAUGACAGAGAGGAGGCUAUUCUCCCGCUACGUACAGAAAUCCGAUGGAAGAGUUCUCAACAGGGUGUCUGAACUUAAAGGUGAAUUGCAGGAGUACUUAAAAAAAAAGUAUGCCAGAUUUUACCGAGUGCUCUGAAGAUGAAGAAUGUCUGCAGAAAUUAGCCUACUUAACAGCCAUUUUUCAUCACAUGAACCAGUUGAACAGGUCCCUGCAAGGCCCUGGAGAAAAUGUUUUGACUUCAAUGACAAGAUUCUUGGAUUUAAAAGGAAACUGACUCUUUGGCAAAAUCAUAUUGCAAAAGGAAAUCUUGAAAUGUUUCCACCACUGCUUGGGCGUGAGGAAAGAUAUCAGAAAGUCUCGAGUGUUAUCGAAAACCACCUGGAAGAACUGCAGAACAAAAUUGAGCAGUAUUUUUCCUCUCUUUCAACACAAGUGUAUAACUGGAUAAGGGACCCUUUCUCAGAGUCUUCCGCUCAGACUGAUAUCCUGACUUAGAGAGAAGUGGAAGAACUUCGUGUACUGAAGUCUGAUUGUGCAUUCAAGAUGAGAUUUACUGAACUGUCCCUGGACAAGUUCUGGAUUUCUGUGAAGGAAGAGUAUCCUACCAGUCAUAGGAAAGCAAUGAACAUUUUGCUGCAGUUUUCAACUUCUUACAUGUCCAGCUGCGCAGCGUCGAUUUUUCCUAUAAUCCGUUGGACUGAUGUGGAGAGCUCGCAAACACUUCCCUUGGGCGCCAGAAGUGGCUCCUCACUGCUAUCCAUGGACUAAACUUUGAUGCAGCUAAUAGAGGACAACAAUCGCCGUUACAGAAAAUGCAGCGGUGAGAAAUAGAGAUGGCAAUGAGCAGGAGCCUGAAGCGCCGAUUUGAAGAGCUGGAUGCUACAUCCUUCUGUUCUUCAGCCAAGGAAUCGGAUGAUGAUAUCUGUAACAGCGACAGUGCAGACAGCUGUGACAGCCUCAACUCUCCCAGCUCUCGAGAAUUGUGCCCACCCUCAAUCCUGAAGAAGCAGAAGCUGAUGAGGGCCAAGAGUGUUCGUUUCGACCAAGUCACGGUUUACUACUUCACCCGCCGCCAGGGCUUCACCAGUGUGCCCAGCCAGGGUGGCAGUUCCCUGGGUAUGGCCAGACACCACAGCUGUAUCCGCAGGUACACACUGUGUGAAUUUGCUGAGGAGCAGGAACAUCUUCACCGACAAAUGCUCCGUGACCACUUGAAAGAGGAGAAGCUUAAUGUACGCAAAAUGAAGCUGACCAAGAAUGGUACGGUUGAGUCGGAGGAGGCCAAUGUGCUCACCAUUGAUGACGUUUCCGAUGAUGACAUUGAUGUGGACAGUAUUGAGGUAGAUGACUAUUUCUUUUUACAACCACUACCCACAAAAAGGCGAAGAGCUUUGUUACGUGCAUCGGGCGUCAACAGGAUUGACACGGAGGAAAAGCACGAGCUACGGGCCAUUCGCUCAUCCAGGGAGGAAUGCGGGUGUGACUGUAGGUUUUACUGUGAUCCCGAGGUGUGUCCCUGUAGCAAAGCAGGAAUCAAAUGCCAGGUGGACAGGAUGUCUUUUCCCUGUGGCUGCUCCAAAGAUGGCUGCGCCAACACAGCUGGCCGGAUAGAGUUUAACCCCAUCCGCGUCCGGACUCAUUACUUGCACACCAUCAUGAAGCUGGAACUGGAGAACAAGCAGCAGGACUUGCAACAGCAGCAGCUGUCACUGACCGUCUCCCAUUCCCCCAGUGACAGCCACAUGGAAACACAGGACUAUCAGGAAUUUGCUGCUGAAAAUUACGACUUGGAGAAUGAGACUGCUGUGAUGCACUUACAGUCUGCUGAGGAGAUGGACAGGAAAAAGGAAGAAGAGGCUGACUUAACCAGUUCUAGUGUAACCAUGGAUACCACUGUAGAAAGCCUAGAAGUAUGUAUAUUAGGAGAUGCAGUAGCUAGUGCCAGUGAAACAUGCCAAGGCCUAGCAACACCAGUUGUGAUCCAAGCAGAAGUGACUCCUGUUUCUCCUGUGUUGUGCUUUUCUGACAGUGCUGUUCAGGAUAACUCGAAGCCUGAGGAACAGACAUAUUUAAGAAACUCCACAGUGUUGUAUUAUCAAAUAGACCCAAGCUGUGCUGUAGAUGUGAACUGCAGCGAUAGAGAGGCUGAAUAUGUGCAAGCACCUGUAGAAUCAAGGUACCCAAAGGAAGCCACUGUAGAAAAUUUGGUUGCUGCUGCCAGUAGCUCCUUGGCAUCUUGUGUGCCUGUCACAGAGCACUUUUCUCUAAACACAGGGACCUCCAAUUGCCAUAACAUCCAAUAUCCCUCAAUAGAAGACUGCACUGUGUUAAUAAAUGGCAGUAGCAAUGUUCACACAGAAAAUACUAAGCAGCAGCCCCAAUUACAUUCAAACUUUCAAGAUGGCCAUCUCAGGGCUUCUGAGGGGGAGCUUUGUGCAUCUGAGCCAACUGUGCAAGGCAUGUUUUGCCAGUCUGUAGGUCUGAAAACCCCAGGGGAAACCCCAGCACUGAACCCAGUAACUCUGUAAUCAGUUUCUGUAGCCAGUUUGCAAAAUUGCCUGUAGCUUUUUGCUGAUUUAAAUGUUUAUUUAUUUAGGUUUUUUUCCAGUAAAACACAAAAAAAAAUAAAGAAAAACUGGAAGAUUGAAGUUAGGGUUUGUUAAAAGAAAAGGCAGAGGAUUUAUUAAAUCUAGAUUCCAACAGAGACUCUCCUCUUUCUGAUUACCCGUAAAAAUGGAGGUAGAAGAUGAAUGUAGACUGCAGCAGCCUGGUUUUGAGAUUUUGGAUUAGAGUGGGUAACAUUUGGUCCCUUUAUUUUUUUAAAGAAAAGUUUCUUUAUCCCCUUGAUCGCACACACACAUUUGAGUAGUGGUUUGCGCCUGUGGAGCAAAUGCUUCAGAUUAAUUUUGCAUUUAAUUUCAAGCCUUUUCCGGCAUCAGUGAAUUAUCCGGUAUUUCUCUGACUGAGCCACCAUUGCUCUUGGCUCCCCAGUAGAUUAGUGUAAUUUUGUUAGAUAAUUUCCCCAAAGGGAAUAUGUAGUCUUGAAUGGAAUACUAAGGCAAAAAGAGGCAGUUCAAAAUAUAGGGGCCAAAUUGGGGGUUUCUAAAAUGAGCACAGCCAAGCCCUUAAUUGUAAACUGUACACUUAAAGUCCCUGCAUGUUGGCUGCACCACCUUGGAUUGGACAGAAGUUGGUUCUUGUACCUGUCACCUUAAAUGUCACCAUUCUACCCAAUGGUUACUUGUUCCCCUGUUGCAUGCUGAUUAAGAGGCAUUGACUGUGAGAAAGUAUUUGGUAACCUUCUUUUGAAAGGGAGGGCUGCUGAUAUCAAAAUUCACCUAAGUAAUGCAAUGUUUGAACAGUGUGUAUUUGAAGGAUGCCUUUAUUUUGUCUGAAUGCUUUUUUACAUGGAGAUAGUGCCCCCCUUUUUAAUUCUAUUUAAACUUUUAUUUGCACAGAAUCUAGAAAUAUGCACAGUCUAGUGCUGGAUUCACACUCUUAAAUCUGCUUUGUGAAACCCAAAUCAGGAUCUGCAAAGUACUUUAAAAUGUCCUCUUGGUGAGUGGAUGGUAUUUAUGAGAAAAUUUCAAUUGCUUUUUUUCUGCCAUUUCUGAUUCUACCAGUUAAGGGAAAUGUAUUUGCCCGUUUCCCUGAACAGUUCGCAACUUGUGUAUACACAUAUAUAAAAACCUAAUCCACCUUUGGCAUUGUGUAGCCAUGGAGACUACUUUGGUUGUAGCUUGAUGCUUAAACUUGUCUCUGCACAAUGUGAACAUUUGUAAAUGUGUGCCAAUGGUAGACCAGUACUGGGCUUGGCUAUUCAUCAACACAAUGCUCUGUGUGAGAGUCUGUCCCUCAGUCUUUUCAGAAUAUCUUAUCUCUUCAUACCCUUUUAACCUAAAAUUAAAACCUGCAAUGAUCAUUUUGCAGUUUCUGUUUGGGAGGAUGAUUGUGUGCACAGCAACGUAAUGUCAUGGUGUUAGGGUGGGGAAGAGUAUUCUAUGUGUGAAAGGAGCCCAUUGUUUUCCACAGUGAGGGAGAAUCCAGGGUGAGCUUUGCUUGUGUCUUAGAAUCCCCAGGCUGCCCUGGUGUUAGUGGAACUCUGUGAAUGGUAUGCUACUUGCAAGGGAAGAGAAGAAAACUGACCCCCAAUCUUUCCUUUUCUUGAAGAAAAUAUCACAUCAGCUGACCUUGCGGGUUGCGUGUGUUAGUUAUGAUACGUCUUUACAAGUAACAACUCCAUGAUAGCUGUAGCAUUCUUAUCUUGCACGGUAGCUGUUCGGUAUAAUGCUCUCUCUCUGUUCUCUGUCUUUUGCACCAGAAAUUUCUUAAACCCGCACCAUUCCCUUCCAAAAACAAUACUCUUAUUGAAGAGGAGAUGAGUGACUAAACAGGUAAUGUUUCAACAAUGUAACCCGAUUCCCUCCAUGUUGAGAGGCCAAGCUUCAUGCUGUGCAAGAGCAGCCUUCUAUAGUCCAGCAAGUCAGUGCUUGGAGGGAAGAGGUUUGGGAUGCUGUGAAUUUGCUGCUUUGCAGGUCUUGGGAGGUGAUCUUUUUGAGGAUGAAACAGCUGGAUGUCUCUGGUGCCUUUUCAUUUCUUGCUUGCAAACCUGCUUUUGUUGUUUAGUUUGUAUUACAUAUCGAGGCUUUAAAUACCGCAAGAUCUCUCAACUUCACCUGUAGUUAAGGCAACUGAAUGUAGCUUUUCCUGUAUUUAUCGGGGUUCAAUUUCAUUAGUUGCAUAUACACACAUUUGUUUUCUUAGUUAAGAAAUUUCAUGACAUAUGCUGAUGAUGUUAAAUCUGAUACUGAUUUAGUUUUUUGACAAGUGUUGCUCAUCCCCAAUUACUUUUGAGAAGGUGGGGUUGAAUUGCCUUGAGCUGUUGCAGUCCUGAAGACUCUAGUGUGGAGAGGAAGUUGUAGGAUUUAGACCCAGAAAUUAAGGGUUCGUGACAUAAUUCCAAGUCAGGAUAGCGUGCAACCUUGAAGGGAACCUGCAGGUGGUAGCAUUUCCUUGCACCUACUGCUCUCGUUCUAGGCAGGAGAGGAGAGGAGAGGAAGUGGAAGUCUUUGCAAGUUGCCAGUAACUUGCAACCAGGCCACACUGCAUUGUUAGAUCAAGUUCAGACACCAGCUGAAGUGAUUAUUUACUUAUCGUCUUGUUGCUUUGAGUGUCUGUCUUUCAUUAAGAGGAAAAUUGUGUGUGUGUGUGUGUGUGUACAUGUGUAACUGUGUUUCAUAAUAUUCAUGUAAUAUUGGCAAGUGGGAAGAAGGGAUUAGUUUUAUUUUAACCAGAAGGGUGAGUGAGUAACACUAAGUCAAGCAUACUCUCCUUUUACACAUGUGCCUCAGUGCCCAGAUGCCUGUUUUCCAGAUACAAGAUUGUUUAAUGUAAUUUCCUGUACAUAAGUGUAAGGAGAACAAAAUAAUUGUUACUCCAGAUCUGAUGCAGCACCAAAAAAGAAACACAGGGCAAAAAAUACAAUAAUAAAAAAAAACACCAUAAAUAUAAAUACACAAGUAUGUGAUCUCCACCUGGUUGCUGUGAAUUAGAAACAGUGAUCCCAGCCCUGAUUUCCAGGCACUCUGCAAUACUUUUCCCUCACCUUAACUCUCACUGUGGCUUUCCAUCUGCCAACUUUUCACUUAUCAGUUCCUGGAUUUAAAUAGAGCUCCUGUUCUACAGAGCAUUGCCAGUGGUUUUUGGAAGUCUGCCUCUACCCAGGAUGGCAUGGAGGAAAGUUGCUUUAUCUCUGUGGGAAGGAAAUAUAUUGAAAUUUGGAUCUAGUUUUGCUAGGAAAGUCCUGAUGAACCUGGUCUUAAUGCAGAUAGGCUGGUGGGAGAAGUCCUCAUACCAUCCCCAAACAAGGACAAUUUGGUGGGGAUGGUCUUUAUAUAUCUUAUUCUAACUAACAACAAUUUGGUGAGGACAGUCCUUGUGUACCUGCUGGUAAUUCAGGAUGGAAUAGAGGUGCUCAAUCGACAUUUACCUUCAAAUGAUAUCUUUGUAUCAGGAUAGCCUCAAUCCUUGAAUUGUCAUGGGUGUUUAUGAUGCCCUGACCCUGAGAAUUAUUUAUAUUUUUUCCAUCCUGGUCACAUUGCAAAUCUAAAUUUUAAAAUCCAGUCCAGUAGUGAAGCCUGUAAAAUGCAACUUGGAUGUAUCCUCUUGUACUGCUAUCAAUGUGUAACAGCUUGAUUUAGUCAUUCAGGUCAUUGCAUUGAAAGCACACUGCAAGGAGCAAGAUGGUAAUCUGAAACUAUGAAAGGUUGUGCUCAAAUCUAGUUGCAUCUUGCAUCCGAAAGGCACCAUUUAAAAAAAUUAAUGUAUACUUUGUUUUUUUUUGGUUUUCUGGUCAUUCGAUUUGUCCACUGAAAGUGAUGAAGUAUCCACUUCUGUCUGAAUGUGUGUGUGGCUGUCAGUCUGUGUUCGCUUUUCAUCUUACUAUCUCAGAAUGGUACUUAUUCUAAGCCACUGGGCUUAUCACAGAGAAAAGAAAGAAUCUAGAUUGCCCAUACCUGUUCUACAUUAAUUUUACACAGCUAUUCAAAAAUUUUACUUUCUUUAAAUCACAGUAUGCUGUUUCAAAUUCUGCUCUCAUCUCUUUUAAAUAGAUCUAGUUCCAUUUAAUAAAAAAUGAACUUCCUCUCCUCUCUGACCUCUGCUCAGAUUGCUCUUUGGGCCCUUAAGGACUGUAUGAACAGUCUGACAUAUUCUGCAUUCUUUCCUUGUGCCUAAUCACUGCUGUUACACAGGGUCACAGUUGGACCUCUGCCACUGCACAGUUCCACAUGCCAUCAGCCUCCCUGCUUAGCUCUGAAGCUGCAGUGUGCUCGCACUGAGUCCAACCUUCACAAAGAGCCAAAUGCUCUGAGUUCAGCACCGUUACAGUGUGGCAGUAAGGGUCUGGAGAAGGCUUAGCAUGCAGCUCUGACCAUGACCCUACAAGAGGUCAAGGGCUGUAUGCAAUGUUACUUUGAUUAAAUUUAAUCCAAUUCCAGCUGUGCAGCAUGAAGCUGCACUCCUAACGAGCACACUUCGAAGGGCUGAAUCUGUUGAUUCAAGAAUUGCAUAGUAGGCUGGGUUUACUGGCUGCCACCCCAACUGGCUGUCAAUCUUUGUUUUUGAAAUUACUGACUCUUUCAUACAAUUCCCAAAUCUGGCAUCUGCCUCAACUAAUAUUCAACUGAAACUGAAUUGUUUGUUUGAAAUAACUGGGGCUGUCAACCACCUGUGUGGAGUUAAAGCUACCAUUGACUUUAUACACCUUUUUUUUGGGAAAGCACUUUGGUUAAAGCCACGUGGGGAGUUUAUUUAAAUAUAUUUGAGUCUUAUGAAUAAAAAUGUAAUUUUUUUGUUUAAACACUACAUAUUGACCGGCUACUAGUACUGAUUGGUUUAUUUAUAAGGAAUUAUUUGAAAAAGUUGAGUGCAUGAGAAAUCCUGUUUUAAACAGAGUGUGUAUAUAAUACUGGGAUCAAUUUUAUUUUUAAAAAAGUAUGAAUAUAUGAUUGUGAUUGAAGUUGAACAGAUGCCAUGUUUGCGAGGGUUAGAAUGUAAAAGGAGUGCAGCUAAAUGUGGCUCACAGUUUGCUCAGUCAGAAUAAGAAUGGAUUCCUCACUGCCUGCAUUACAUUGAGGGAACAAGACAGGUGGAUGAAAAAUUACCCUGACUGGCCAAACUCAUUUGAAGGCAAUAAGUUUGGCCACUGUGAAAAUGGAACAUUAUCACAUUAGACACAGUUGUUCUGUGGCUGAAAUUAAACAGUGUUGUAAAGACACUGUCAGAGCAAUGUUAUUCCUGCAUUUAACUCUCCUAAGUUUGGAAGUGCUUGAUACUAAUAUAUAGUGUUCAAAAAGGAAAAUGAUCUUCACUGGGAAUUCACUAAGAUGCAAGAACAGGCGUAAUGGAUGCUGCUUAUUCAAAGUAAGGCCAGCAUUUAAUGCCUAUGUUAAGUACUGUUGAAACAAGAGUGUCUUGCCACUGCGGAGGGCAGUUAAGAGUUGAACCAUAUUGCUCUAGGUCUGGAGUCACAAAGAUCAGACUAAGUAAUGAUGGCAGAUUUUCUUCUGGAAGGAUAUUAGUAAACCAAAUAGAGUUAUUGCCAUUUUAAGCAAGUGGUGUAAGUUUUUGGAGCUGGGGGAAAGGGAGAAGGAACGUUGAUAAUUUUUUUAAUCCAUAGUUGUCACUGUUGCACUUUGUUAGUGGCCUUAUGACCAGUUUGUUGCAAAUCUAUCUGUAGAUACUGUACAUAGAACAGAAUAUUUCUCACUGCUGCCUCCUUGAGGAGGAAAUUAAUCUUACAAUCAGUGGUGAAAAUAAUUGAGGCAAAUUAUUUGGCCUGGAGGUCAAGGAGAUGACCAAAACAAAUCAAAUCAUUAGGUCCCUGCUUCAACAGUGCACUACUAUGGGAAAAGCCAGCUAUUUGGAGUGCACUAUGACUUGGAACAUGAGGGGAGUAACUGAUCCUGAACUGUUGUAAAGCAGUCUUGCAGGUCAACUCCCCCAGUUUUAAUAGGCGGUGAGGCAGGAGGAAAGCAAGAGUCUGUAGAGGGUUUUCAAUUUUUAUUUAAUGGGUGUGUGAAGGAAGUGUCAUCACUUGUAACAUGGUGUUCCUGCCACCACUGGAACUUUAUACAGUUAAUGCAAGCACUGUGCUGUUAGGGCAGCAAAAACAGAGCUACUCUGUAAUGUAGCUGCACAGAAGAUUGGACCAUGUUUGGAUUACUACCCUGUAUUCAAGUGCUCUGCAUUAGAAGCUACUGCAAAGCAAGUGUACAAGUUGCUAACAGUUUUUAUGUAGCGGCCUUCUGCAUUGUACCAGUUGCUUACAUACAGAUAAGAAAAUGCACUAACAUGCAAAUUACACACCAUAUUUUAUAGUAAAUCUGCAGGGCCAAGAGGUGAAAUUGCCUCUCCUUUUAAAAAGUUGCUGAACUAUUGUACUGUUGGAGAAAAUAAACUGAAAUUAAGCCUGUAAUUUAAUACAGGAUGGGCAUUCUCAGUGCUUUUAAAGUGACCAAGAACUAAAGUAUUUAUGUGAACAAAUGCAAACUGGUUUAGGUCUAAGUUGCUUCGUGUUGAUUUGUUAUAUGUUGGUUGUAAUCCUACUUGUUUCUCUUCUCUGCCCUACCCCUUAAUGGUAAACGAGUUACAUUUUGCCCCCAAGCCAUAAAUAGGCAUGAAAGCGCACAAACAUCCCUGCACCACUUCUAUUGCAAUGCAUCUGUUAUGUCGCAAAGUUGUAGUCUUGACGCAAAUUGCUACAUUGUCGAGCGGCUGGCAAACAUGGCAAAAUGUUUUCUUUUCAAUAAAGGCCUUUUGAACCAAUUUUGCAAAGUGGACUUUGUGCCCCGAGUGGUUUGUGUAGUGUGAUAAUGGUACAUUUGUGGACCUGGAUUAAAUGAGAUGCAAAGCAAAAGAAAUUAUUUGGCACUUCUCAUAUGGUCUCUACUCAAUUCUGCGAGCAAUAGUUUUCUUCUACUACAGUUCGUAUCUUCUGUUUCAGCACUGGAAGGUUGUGGAUUCAAGUCCCACUCCAGAGGCUUGAACACAAACUCUAGACCAGCAUUUCCAGUACAGUGCUGCAGGAUUAGAGUGACAAUGCUAAGGAGUGCUGAAACACCAAGGAAAUACUGGGAGAAUUGUGCUGGCAGAAGGCAGUGCUAAGAUGUGUUGGGCUUUUGGAAGGUUAUUACCAAUGCAGCAUCGCAAUUUUAGUGCUUUUUUUUUCCCUAUAACUAAAGAAGCUGCCAGCCUUCUCGGGUGGAUGUAAAAGACUGCACAGCACUCUUAAGGAGCAGGGAUGAUCUCCCUACUCUCCUUUAUACUUUAUUGUCGCCAAACAAUUGGUACUGCCCAAUAUUAAUUCUACAACCAACAACAGGGAGCAGAAUAUCAAACAUUAAUUCAUCGCUGAUUAUGGGAACUUUGUGUUUACAAUUUGUCUCCUUCACUUAGUGGAUAAAUGUGUGAAAACCCCAAAAUAGUUUGCUCUGAAGGAGAUAAACCUUGGCAUGGGAGGUGGUGGUGUGUGUGUGUUGGGGGUGGGGGGCAGGGAGGAGAAGACAGUAAGAAGGCUAUUCAUGGUAUCAACAAAUUGAAAAGAAUGUGAGAGAUUGCCACAGACUUGGAACUGUAACAUAAAGGAGAACAAAGGGCAUGGAUUUGGUUACUUUCCUCAAGAUUGUGCCUUAUCAGUAAACAUUUAUUUGGAGGGUGAUCAUUUUAUUGGACCAUUGAGGGAGUACAACAUCUUGCCUGGCACAAUGUCCUAUACUCUCACAUUUGGCUAAUAAUUACAAUUUCUGUUAAAGCAAACUGCUGAACACCUUGUUUAUAAAGAUCUUAUUCCUUUAACUUUAGAUAGUAUAUCUCUUCUCUCUGUUUAGUUGCAGAUAACUGCUGCUACUAGUUGGUCAGGUUAAAAGGCUGCAUACCAACAUGAGGUAUUGUAAAGUUGCCAGUCAACAUUCAAAGGAAAAGUUGUAUUCCUUGAUGUUUAAAAAUGCAGUGUUGGACUUGCUCUAAUUAUGUCCCAAAUGCCAACAGUCCCUUCAAACAGUGGUCUGUGUAAUCCUCAUUUAAAUCUGCUACAGAUCUGCCAUUGAAGGGUGGGAUGUGUUGACAAUAAGCACAAAGCAAUUAAUUUUGUCAUCUGGAUCUUAUGCUCAAAUGGAACUCUUUUCUGCAUUAAAGCCAUGUUGUUGGUUGAUCCCUUUUUAAAAAUCCAAACGGGUCUACUAAAGUUUCAGAUUACAGUUGUCAAUAUUAACAAUGUCAUCAAAUAAACUGCCACAGUCAAAGACUUUUCUCUCUAACAAAAUUAAUCCAAAAUUAAGUGAUGAGUCGUAUCAAAGCUGCCAUUGCUGCUGGUGCAAAAAAACAUUUAAAAUAUUGAAUAAUUUGGUUAAAUACUAGGAGGAAUAUAAGAAUUUAGAAUUUAAUGUAAUCUCUAUUAUUCUAACUGAAUGUCUUCCUUAUUUGAACUGGAUCAAUAUUUAGUUUGUUUCAAGUGCCCCUUUCAGGCUGUCAUAAUUUUUUGUAGAAAAUGAUUAUUCAGAGGAGUAAUGUGUUCUGUUCACUAUCCAAUAUCAGGCAAGAUAAUGCAGUUUCUACUUUAUCUCAAUGGAGAGUUUCAAACCAAAAGUCAGCUGAAUCAUAGUGUUGCUCAUAGUAGAGCAGCAAACCCAUGUUUUAUAAACACUGCAACACUAGUCUAUGUGAGGCAUGAUGUAAAAUUUUGCUGCUAAAGUGUACAUGUGCAUAAAGUGGUACAUGCCUUUAAGAGCCUGUGGCUGUGCCUUAUUGGGUCAGUUAACAUUGAUUGCUCUAAAGCAAAUCUUGAGGGCAACUGGAGGCCAGAGAAGUAAGUGUGAUGGACAUAGAUGCAAUAUUUAUAUUAAAUGAUACUGAUUGGUGUAAACCUGUUACAUUAAGAUUUUUGCAUUCAUUUCAUGUAUUUUGUAACCACUUACAAUGUCAUCAACAGAAGGGUAUGGGGCUUCCACUCCAUCAAUUGGUAUCCAACGCACAAGCUCAGCACAGAAAACAGCCUGUCAAAACUGCGGUUCAAUCUCACCACUUUGGUGGAUUGGUGACUUAAAUGAACAGUAUUUAAUGCACACUACAGUA
Messenger RNA from Mobula hypostoma (lesser devil ray), 12233 nucleotides. RefSeq names its product cysteine/serine-rich nuclear protein 2-like. The coding region runs from base 1436 to 3130 and encodes 564 amino acids. NCBI's taxonomy places the organism in Eukaryota, Metazoa, Chordata, Chondrichthyes, Myliobatiformes, Myliobatidae. The transcript has 6 exons. Gene Ontology annotation, biological process: regulation of transcription by RNA polymerase II. The record is from RefSeq and is a predicted model, not a curated record. Gene Ontology annotation, cellular component: nucleus. Gene Ontology annotation, molecular function: DNA-binding transcription factor activity, RNA polymerase II-specific; sequence-specific DNA binding.